Messenger RNA from Ziziphus jujuba (common jujube), 1497 nucleotides. RefSeq names its product zeatin O-glucosyltransferase. The record is from RefSeq and is a predicted model, not a curated record. Lineage: Eukaryota; Viridiplantae; Streptophyta; Magnoliopsida; Rosales; Rhamnaceae. The coding region runs from base 1 to 1497 and encodes 498 amino acids. Gene Ontology annotation, molecular function: UDP-glycosyltransferase activity. The transcript has a single exon.
AUGGCUACCCAACACAGGCAGCAACAUGAUCAAAACAAAAAUGGUGGUCUCAAAGGGACCGGGUCGGUGAUUGUGAUCAUGGUCCCUUUCUCACUGCAAAGCCAUAUGAACCAGCUCUUACAACUCUCCUGUCUCAUUUCUUCCUACAAUGUUCCCGUUCAUUAUCUUGGAUCCACCUUCUGCAAUUCCCAAGUAAGAAACCGUGUUCAUGGUGGUUCAAACCCUGUCGAUCAAUAUUUGUCAAAAAUCCACUUCCAUGACUUCCCAAUUCCUCCUUACGUCUACGAGGACGAGGACGGGUCCGAUUCGAACUCUUCAGACAAUUUCCUACCAUGUUUUCAUGUCACAGAGCAUCUUCGCCAGCCAUUCUUCGCUCUUCUCCAACAACUUUCCUCGAAAGCAAGAAGAGUUGUCAUCAUCCACGACGUUUUGACAUCUUCUGCAGUUCAAGAUGCGAGAUCCGUAGCCAAUGCAGAGUCCUACACUUUCAACUGUGCCUCUGCCUUCAACAUCUUCUCACACUAUUGGGAAGAAAUGGGAAAACCUUCCCAAAUCGGUGGACAUGAAAUAUCGAUCCCCAUUAAUAAUCUUUACCUUCCAUCUGUUCUAGAAGGGCUAACUCCCGAGUCAAUAAGAAAGAUGGAUCAUGAAUAUCAGUUUCUGGGAUCUAGAUCCGGAGAGCUCUACAAUACUAGUAGAUCCAUAGAAGGAAAUUUUCUCGGGCUUCUCUCCAAAUUAACUGAGACGACCAUAUCCAACGAAAAAAAGAUCAACAUUUGGGCAAUGGGGCCUUUGAAUCCCGUCACAAUAUCAUCCAAGGUAAGCAGUACUGGCCGCAGAGAUAAAUGUUUGGAGUGGUUAGAUAACCAAAAGCCAAACUCUGUCAUGUACAUUUGUUUCGGAACCACAAUUUCGAUGACCAAUGAUCAGAUCGAACAAGUGGCUGUUGGGUUAGAGCAAAGUGGGACAAAGUUCAUCUGGGUUUUCAGAGAUGCAGAUAAAGGAGAUCAUUGUACAAGAGCUAGAGCUUGUUGUAGAAGCCCAUCCCUUCCACAAGGGUUUGAGGAGAGAGUUGAAGGAGAAGGAAUGGGGAUGGUGGUGAGGGGUUGGGCCCCACAACCUCAGAUUCUUGGGCAUCCAUCAACAGGAGGAUUUAUGAGCCACUGUGGGUGGAACUCUUGCAUGGAAAGCAUCGGCAUGGGAGUUCCUAUAGCUGCUUGGCCAAUGCAUUCGGAUCAACCUAGGAAUGCCAUACUUAUAACUCUAUUGCUUAAAGUUGGUGUGAGUGUUGGGGAUUGGGAUCAGAUUGCCAAAAAACAGUUGGUGAGCUCGUCAAUGAUAAGCAAAUCUGUGAGGACAUUAAUGGCUUCUGAUGAAGGAGAUGAGAUGAGGAAAAGGGCUGCAGAUUUAGGCGCUGCACUUCGAACUUCUACUGAUGAAGGAGGAGUUUCUCGCAUGGAGUGGGACUCUUUCGUCAAACACAUCCUAAGAUCAUAG